Molecule: messenger RNA, 1896 nt
Organism: Seminavis robusta
Lineage: Eukaryota; Bacillariophyta; Bacillariophyceae; Naviculales; Naviculaceae
Source: the annotation of a GenBank genome assembly
AUGAUGCAAGGGAGCGACGGGUUUCCUGGUGACGACAGUCAAUGCAUUCUCGAACCGACGGAGAAGGAUGUCCUUUGUGGAAGAGGAGGAAUGAGUAAUCACCACCAGGGAAACGAGUGGUACAGACGUUUGAUCCGUAGUAACCGUCCAUUGUAUCGUGCGUGUCCCAAGCACACCAAGUUGUUGGUGAGCAAAGCCAUUGUCCAGGCGGUGGAGGAGCAAGGAGGCCGCUUCCUAGAAAGAUCCCGAAAGACGGGAAUGUGGUACCAAGUCCCCUACAAACGAGCCGUUGACAAAACAUCGCAAGGCUUGAGAGAACGUGACAAAGACGACAUUUCGGCACCCAAAAUUACUAGCUUACCGGCGUCCUUGAGAGCCAGCAAUGGUGGAAAGAUUCCCAAACCCGAUCUAUCCCAGCUGGCUCAGGUCACCAUGGGAUACGCUGGAAUGCCUACCAACGCUAGCAAGGCAGCUGCUGCAGCUGCAGCUGCUGCAGGAAACUUGAAAAUGGGAGGAGGAGGAGGAAAAUUAAAACCUGGACUACUUUCGAGUCAGUCGUCCAUGUUUCGUCUCUUUUCCCGAUUUGGUGGUGGCGGUGGCGGUGGAGACAAUACUAGCAACAACCGUAGAUCGAGUCUGGAAGCCGGAUUUGCAAACCCGGUUCCCAAUCUGCCAUCCAUGAGUGGUCCUGGGCUGUCGUCCUUUAUGGGAUUUGGAGGUGGAGGAGGAGGAAACAAUAAUAAUAGCAACAACAACAACAACAUGAUGAACAACAACAAUGCGGGUAUGGGCGGUGGCAUGGACAUGUCCGCAAUGAAUAAUAUGAACAACAACAACAACAAUCCAAUGAACAUGAACAAUCCUAUGAAUAACAUGAACAUGAACAACAUGGGUGGUGGUAUGAACAACCCAAUGAAUAAUAUGAACAACAUGAGUUUGAAUCAAAUGCAACAGAUGCAGCAGCACAUGCAACAGAUGCAACAACAGCAAGCAUCGAAUCAAGGUGCCCCGGCAUUGACUCGAUUGACGACCCAAAUGUCCGAUUGGUUGACAUCGUUUUGGCCCGUUGGGAAAGGUCCAGGACAAGGAGGAGGAGGCGGAGGAGGAGGAAACGACCAAAAUAGUAAUCGAGGGGGGGCAUCCCGAGGAGGAAACAACAAUAUUAUCAACAACAGCAGCAAUAACAACAACAACAUGGGACAGCCAGGUGGUAACAACCUUGGUGAUUUCUCCGGCGGUGGUGGUGGUGGUGUCAACCAGCUUUCACAAGCAACUUUCGGGGGAGGAAGCAACAACAAUAACAACCAGAUGAACGACAUGCAACAACGCAACGAAAUGCAACAACGCAAUGACAUGAUGGCGUCCAUGGGCGUUCCAAACAAUGGUGGCGGAGGGGGAUCUCUUAUGGACAAUAAUAUUGGAAUGUCAGCUCCGAUGCCGACAGGACCAGGCCCCAUGGGCAACGGCAGCGGAUCCGAUGGUGGUGGAAGAGGCAGAAGUAGUAUGCGCGGAAGCAUGACAUCAAACAGUGGCAAUAUCCCUGCCCCAGGACCACUGGAGAGCUCCGUCAGCACUACACUGUUAAGGCUAGCGUCGUCUCCCUCCAAGAUUCUCGGCAGUAUAAGUACGUUCUUCACGUCCGACCAAUCCAGCUUUCAAGACAACAACAAUAACCAACAACAGCAACAAAACCAACAAGGUCAGAGACAGCAGCGAUCCCAAUCCUUUACCAAUCCCUCCCCAGACCCGUUGAUGGAUGGCCUGGGAGCACCACCCCCUCCUCCCGGCGGUCUGGGCUUGCCUGUGGGGAGGAGACCGUCCAGAAGAUCCAGUGACUUGUUGGACGACUACGAAGAAACGGAGAUGGAAGCACGAUUGCGAACGGUUGCCAACUAG